GCUGUAGUUGUGGUAUUAUUAAUGAAUUGAUGUAGAAGUCAGUGGGAAGCAUCUCGGACGGAGAGAUAGAUGAAGCAUGUUUUUAAUGACAGAGGCUAAUAAUGCGGAAACGGGACUUCGGGACUUGCGCUGUAAGUGGAGUUUACAAGGUUCACAUGAACGCACCAUGAGGGCGGAGUUAGGAAAACUGAAGUUUAGCCUAGCAGGAAGCGCUGAGGCAACCGACGGCGGCGGAGAAGAAAAGCCCCGGACCCCGCGUUGAACCGCCGCUCUAACCUGAGAUUUCAGGGACACGUACGCAGGGAGUCGGAUCCUUGGCCCACUGGUCCCGUUUGCUUUGGUUUUUAAAUGAAGAAGGAACUCCUCAUUAACUGAAAGCCGGGAACUGGCCGAAGGUGGGAGCGUAUCCAGCGGCUGUGAGCGAUCGCCCUCGGCUGAGCAACGGCCGCUUUGAAUCAGUGGGCAUCAGUGGGCCUGCAGGCUCCACGCUGGUGCUGACACAGGAUGAAGAGGUUCAGACGCCACGGCCACGAGUCCCAGAGAGACCGAGUCAAACAGGAGCUCUUCCAGUUCAACAAGACCGUGGAGCAUGGCUUCCCCCACCAGCCCAGCGCUCUGGGCUACAGUCCAUCUCUGCAGCUGCUGGCCAUCGGCACCCGCUCUGGAGCCAUCAAACUGUACGGAGCUCCAGGUGUGGAAUUCAUGGGUCUGCAUGAUGAGAAUGCGGCUGUCACUCAGGUGCACUUCAUGCCUCACCAGGCCGAGCUGGUCACCUUGCUGGACGAUAACAGUCUCCACAUGUGGACUUUAAAAGGUCACAAUGGGCUGUCCGAGCUUCUGGAGAUAGGGCGCUUCACACUGACUGGGCCACCCGGAGCUCCACCACAUGUGACCAGAGUGACGGCGGUGCUGGCCCACUCCUCCGGAGAGCUGCUGCUGCUGGGAACAGAAGGAGGACACGUGUUCAUUGUUGAAGUCCCGGGAUUCAGAGAGCUGGAGGAGAGGAACAUCAGCCUGGACCAGGUCGCCAGCAGCGUACCAGAUGACUACAUCGGUCGCAGGAAUUUGGAGCACGUGGAGGCCUUACAGGAGAACCCGGUGAAGUGGAACCAGGUUGUUAUCGGCUACGGACGAGGUCUCAUGGUAAUCUGGGAUCUGGAGAAUCAGUGUGCCUUGCAGCACAUCCCUGCCACACAGCAACUGGAGAGCAUGUGGUGGACAGAGGAUGGGAGCUACAUUCUGAGUUCUCACAGCGAUGGAAGCUACUGUCGAUGGAUGGUGGGAGGCGAGGACGUAAAUGAAGAGGAGGAGAAAUCUGACAUUCCCUAUGGACAUUUCCCCUGCAAGGCCAUCACUAAAAUAGUUCAGCUUCCUACAGCAGAAGGGCCUCCUUUCCUGCUGUUCAGCGGAGGCAUGCCCAGGGCCAGCUACGGGGACCGACACUCUAUCACAGUGAUCCACAGUAAAACACACGUGGCUCUAGACUUCACCUCCAGGAUCAUUGACUUCUUCGUCAUCCAAGAUGGAGCACAGCGAGCAGGCAGGCCACACGCACCACAAACCACAUGA
Melanotaenia boesemani (Boeseman's rainbowfish) is the source of this 1569-nucleotide messenger RNA. Its product is annotated as LLGL scribble cell polarity complex component 2-like. Gene Ontology annotation, molecular function: GTPase activator activity; myosin II binding. The record is from RefSeq and is a predicted model, not a curated record. The transcript has 10 exons. NCBI's taxonomy places the organism in Eukaryota, Metazoa, Chordata, Actinopteri, Atheriniformes, Melanotaeniidae. Bases 505 to 1569 code for a protein of 354 amino acids. Gene Ontology annotation, cellular component: cytoplasm; cortical actin cytoskeleton; plasma membrane. Gene Ontology annotation, biological process: cortical actin cytoskeleton organization; regulation of establishment or maintenance of cell polarity; establishment of spindle orientation.